Molecule: messenger RNA, 2158 nt
Organism: Paramormyrops kingsleyae
Lineage: Eukaryota; Metazoa; Chordata; Actinopteri; Osteoglossiformes; Mormyridae
Gene: tmem88bl
Product: transmembrane protein 88b-like
Cellular component (GO): plasma membrane
Molecular function (GO): PDZ domain binding
Source: RefSeq, a predicted model, not a curated record
CACACACACACACACACACGCAGUCGCGGCUGCCUCCGCGCAGGCUUCUUACGCGUGCCAAUGCUCGGACCGUCCGCCAGCGCACAGCUGCUCAGCCCCGACUCACCGGGCACCGCGGACGCCUCGGGGACUCGUUGAGACGCCCGGGACUCGCUGUCUUUAAGCCGAACUCAGCAGUUUGCGGACAGAAGCGCACCGGGACCGCAACGCCAGGAUGUGCGGCAUGGGCGUGGACUUGGAGGAGAGCAGCUCAGGCGAGGAGGAGAAGGACCAGGAGGAGUACGGGAUGGGGGAGGGUGUGAGGAUGCUGCUGCCCCCGCCCCCGGCGCACAGCGAGGAGGGCGCCUGGGGUGCCCGCCGGGGACCCGCCGCCUGCCUGGCCUGGGGGGCGGGGCUGGUGCUGUGGAAUGUGGGCGUGGCCACGGCCUGCCUGCUGGUCCUGGCCGCCGUGUUCGCCCUGGUGCUGCUGCCCGUCGCGCUGCUGCUCUACGCCGGCUUCCUCUGCCACUCACGCGUCAUGAACUCUCAAGCCAGUCUCUGCCAGUACCUGGAAGACAACAGCUGCUCUGCUCUCAUAAUCCUGGGUUUUGUGAUGAUGUCACCACUGGUGGUGGUCGCUGCGGCGACCUUCUGUGGCUUGGCACGCAGGCUCCGCCUCUUCCUGCUCUUCCAGCCCAUCGCACGCGCUUGUUACCGUGGAGAGAGGUGCUGGGUCUGGGGUGGAGAUGUUAGGGCCUGGGUGUAGGAGAGCGCUUGUUCUGAGCCCUGGGGCCCAUGGUUCCCAAGCAAGGGGGGGGGGGCGCUAAUGAUGGCUGCUGUGUCAUUUAUCCCAAUCACAGCUCCUCUACUGAUGUGAUCGUUGUUUGCAGGGACUGAAAAUGACUCAAAUGACUUCAAGACACUCAUUGAUCUAGUAUAGGAUUUCGAUACGAGCCAUUAAUUAUGAGGGAAGGUUUCUCACAGGAAUUGGGGAUGAAAUGACUGUAAGUCUUUGGGAGUCAGUCACCUACUUUUGGCCAGUAAAAAUAAUGCAUAAUCACUCGAAGAAAAAAAACAUCAAGAUGUGCUUUUACCGCAUAGGCAGGAAUAAUAACACUAGGUCAGAAAAGAAUGGAAGUAUCAUUUGACGCUCGCUCAGAGCGGCACGGAACAGUGUUGGGUCAAAGCUUCUCAUCAGUUCCUUGUAAGUUUUAUUCCCUCAAGCUGGCUGAAGUAAGUAGUUUAGCCCUUACUUAGUUCAGGUGUUAUACUGCGAAUAGGAUCAGCGGGAGAUUUUUGGGUUCUCAUAUACACUACCAGUCAAAAGCUUUGGCAUACCACCGGUUUGUACCACUUUCCCAUUUAUUUCAUAAACUGCAGAUUUUUUAUCCUUCUUAAGCAUUGGGAAGUCGAGUGAACAACUAUAAAUCAACAUAUAAGUCAAAUAAAAUAAGCUUCCUUUAUAACAUGGAAAGAAUAUGUAAUGGUGCAUGUCUGACACUCUAUUAAUUGGUCGUUUGGUGAUGGCAUAGUCAAAUUCUAGGCUGUCUUUUAACUUUAAAUGCCGUAGUUAAUUGUAUCAUCCCAUGAAACAGCGCGGUAUUUAAUGUCCCGUGUAGAAAGAAUGCCUCGAAUCUUCUCUGCUGUUGUAACUGCUAGAGGAGGUUACUUUGAUGAAUCAAAGAUAUGACAUUUUCUUGCUAAUAAAGGUACUCAAAUGGUGAACAUACUGCACAUUUAUUUGUUAACAAAGAAUAUUGAGUGUAUUUUUCGUAAAUGUUAAGUGAGUAACAUGCAAACGUAGAAAAUCUCAGCGUGUGCAAAAAAUCGUUUGACUGGUAGUGUAGCCUGUAGCUGAUGGGCCUGAUUCAUGUGAGAUGUGUCCAUUAAUCCCAGUCGCCAGGCAGUUUAAUUGUGCUUCAGAACCACGUUCUGCAUUGUAGCUGUAUUUUCCGAAAGUCACAUUUGACCACGAACCCCUUUCCCCGUGAUGCUGGUGUUACACACUCACCACAACGCCUCUGCUGUGGAAGAUCAGAGGGGGAUUUAAAUAACUAAAAAUGUUUUGUUUUGCUAUUCUCUGCUGUACCGAUGAUAGAUGUGAGGUUCCCUGUUUACUUUUUACAUCUCACAGUCUGCUGGUGUACCUGUAUAUCUGUCACUGUGGAUAUAAAUAAAC